Molecule: messenger RNA, 1263 nt
Organism: Aspergillus pseudotamarii
Lineage: Eukaryota; Fungi; Ascomycota; Eurotiomycetes; Eurotiales; Aspergillaceae
Product: S-adenosyl-L-methionine-dependent methyltransferase
Exons: 4
Coding region: 1-1263 (420 amino acids)
Molecular function (GO): O-methyltransferase activity
Source: RefSeq, a predicted model, not a curated record
AUGGGGCAGUUUAGCGAUCUAGUAAACACCAUUUCGAAAGAGUCAGAACGUAUUUCAAACCAUUGCAAGACGGGAAAUCUCCCAGAACCCUCCUUCGAUGCGAAAUUUCCACCAAACACUCAAAUACCUGAUGAAAGCGAGGAGCUGACAGGUGCACGGCGGAACCUCUUUCAGGCUGCCACAGACCUUGCGAUACUGGCCCUCGGACCGUCCGAAUAUAUUCGUUGGCAGGCAUGGAAUCAAUUCAAUGACAAUAUCAGCCUUCAGUCAAUUCUUCGCUUCCGCAUCGCCGAAUCAGUUCCCCCAGAGGGAAUAACUAUCUCAGACCUCUCGGAAGCGACAGGGGUAGAUCAACACCUGCUCACCCGUAUCGUUCGUCAUGCCAUGACCUCACAUAUUUUCUAUGAGCCUGAACCAGGCAAGGUCGCACACACUGCCUCCUCUCAGGCCCUGUCCAGCAACCAAGGAGUUCGAGACUGGUUGGAUAUGACUCUUGAAGAAUGGGGUCCGGCUGCAGUGCGCACGGUGGACGCUUUCCAGACGUACCCAGGGAGCGAGGAGCAGAAAGAGACUGGGUUCGGGCUGGCAUUUAACGGCCAGACGAUCUUUGAGUUCCUUGCCCAGCAGCCUGAGCGGUCGAAGGUUUUCGGUGGCGCUAUGGCUAAUUUUUCCAAGGGCGAGAGCCAUAGGGUAGGACAUUUCGUCCACGGGUAUGACUGGAAGGCCCUCGGGAAAGGAACGGUGGUCGAUAUUGGAGGAUCCCACGGUCACAUCAGCGCUGCCAUCGCGGCCGAAGCUCCUGACCUCAGGUUUGUCGUCCAGGACCUUGGCGGGACAGCGGCCGAAGGAUGCAAGAUGCUUGAUGCAGCCUUGAAAGACCGUGUUACGUUUAUGGCCCAUGACAUGAAUGACAUACAGCCCGUCCUCGGUGCAAAAGCCUACAUAUUCCGCUCUGUGCUCCUAAACUGGCCUAGGAAGUACUGCGUCAAGUUUCUGAAGAACUUAGUCCCUGCUAUGACCCCUGGUGCACUGCUCAUUAUCAACGAGGGAGUUCUGCCGGACCAGGAGAGACUAUCUGCCUGGGAUAACCGACUUCUCCGGAGCUUGGACCUCUGCAUGAUGGGUAUGUUUAACAGCAACGAGCGAACGGUAGAAGAAUGGAAGGGCAUCCUCUCCGAGGCAGACUCGCGCUUCAAGCUUAUUAAUGUUCGCCGCCCGAACCCGGCGAGUUUACUUUGGAUUCUGGAGAUUGUAUGGGAAUAG